UUUUAUUUCUCCAGCUAUCACCAACACCUUUAGUUCUACCAGAUUAAAUCAUUUGUUAUUAUCUUCACAUAUUCAUCCAUAAUGUUUGCAUCCAUACGAGCCACACAAAGAAAUAGGUUGACCAAUUCCUUAUUCACUUCAACUUUUGCUGUAUGCUUUAUUUUAGUUGGUGCCAACUCUCUUGUACCAUGUCCUAUAGAUAGUGUCCAUGGUAACGAUUCUGUGAUAGAUGAAAGACUCAAGAGACACCAAAAGGAGGCUGACAAGCAAUAAGGGCAUUUCACUUCUAUCGCGAAUAAGCACACGCCAAUUCUUACUAGAAUUAUUUUUGAUGAUUCAUCGAUGGACCAUCAACUCCAACUUAUACAUAUUCAGGCUUUAAGCCAACUACGCAUUUACAAAAAUUUACCUGAAGUAAGAACACUUUAUGGAAAUAUAACACUGU
This is a messenger RNA of [Candida] anglica, 445 nucleotides long. The record is from the annotation of a GenBank genome assembly. NCBI's taxonomy places the organism in Eukaryota, Fungi, Ascomycota, Pichiomycetes, Serinales, Debaryomycetaceae.